Messenger RNA from Ochotona princeps (American pika), 5262 nucleotides. It is a transcript of the gene PLEKHA7, whose product is annotated as pleckstrin homology domain containing A7. Gene Ontology annotation, cellular component: pore complex; zonula adherens. Gene Ontology annotation, molecular function: protein binding. Bases 170 to 3973 code for a protein of 1267 amino acids. Lineage: Eukaryota; Metazoa; Chordata; Mammalia; Lagomorpha; Ochotonidae. Gene Ontology annotation, biological process: cell-cell adhesion mediated by cadherin; zonula adherens maintenance; pore complex assembly. The record is from RefSeq and is a predicted model, not a curated record. The transcript has 27 exons.
GCCCCGAGGGGCCCCGAGGAGCCCCGAGGAGCCCGCUCGCCGCCGGAGCUGCCGGGCGCGCUCCGGGGCUCCGAACAGGCCCAGCCCGCCGCGCCCCCGGCCCCGCCCGCGCCGCGGCUCCCGCCCCCUCCCCCGCCCGGCGGCGGCCCCGGCUCCGCGCGCGGCGAACAUGGCGGCGACGGUCGGGCGGGACACCUUACCUGAGCACUGGUCCUACGGCGUGUGCCGGGACGGCCGCGUCUUCUUCGUCAAUGACCAGCUCCGCUGCACGACCUGGCUUCACCCGCGCACCGGGGAGCCCGUCAACUCGGGCCACAUGAUCCGCUCAGACCUGCCCCGCGGCUGGGAGGAGGGCUUCACGGAGGAGGGAGCCAGCUACUUCAUCGACCAUAACCAGCAGACCACAGCGUUCAGGCAUCCUGUGACUGGGCAGUUUUCUCCUGAAAAUAGUGAAUUCAUUCUUCAAGAAGAGCCAAACCCACACAUGUCAAAGCAAGAGAGAAACCAAAGACCGUCCAGCAUGGUCAGCGAGACGUCCACGGCUGGGACCACGUCCACCCUGGAGGCCAAGCCUGGACCCAAGAUCAUGAAGUCCAGCAAUAAAGUACACAGCUUUGGGAAGAGAGAACAGGCCAUUCGAAGAAACCUCAGUGUUCCAGUGGUGGUGCGGGGCUGGCUGCACAAACAGGACAGUUCUGGAAUGAGGCUGUGGAAAAGGAGGUGGUUUGUGCUUGCUGAUUACUGCUUAUUUUACUAUAAAGACAGCCGAGAAGAAGCCGUCCUGGGGAGCAUCCCUCUGCCCAGCUAUGUGAUCUCGCCUGUGGCACCUGAGGAUCGCAUCAGUCGCAAGUACUCCUUUAAGGCGGUGCACACGGGGAUGCGAGCACUCAUCUACAACAGCUCCGCAGGGGGCUCGCAGGCUGAGCAGUCGGGCAUGAGGACCUACUACUUCAGUGCCGACACCCAGGAGGACAUGAACGCGUGGGUCCGGGCCAUGAACCAGGCUGCACAGGUGCUGUCCCGGUCGUCAUUGAAGAGGGAUAUGGAGAAGGAGCGACAGGCGGUCCCCCAGGCCAACCACACAGAGUCCUGUCGAGAGUGUGGUCGUGCAGGCCCUGGACACGCAAGGGAUUGCCCCCACCAGGGCCACGAUGACUCCUUCGGCUUUGAGAGGCCGGAGCAGGAGGAAGAAAGGUACCGUUCCCAGAGGGAGCCGCUGGAGGGCAAGCGAGACCGGAGCAAGGCCAGGUCCCUGUACUCACCUGCCGAAGAAGAUGCCUUGUUUGUGGAUCUACCCAGUGGUCCCAGAGGCCAGCAGGCACAGCCCCAGCGUGCAGAGAAGAAUGGCCUGCUGCCUGCCUCCUACGGCCCUGGAGAGCAGAACGGGACUGGCCCCUACCAGCGGACCUAUCCUUCCAGGACCAACCCUGAGAAGCUCAGCCAGAGAAAGGAGUCCUGGGCGAAGGUACAGAAGGCAGAAGGCAGAAGCCUGACUUUGGACCAGACCUUUCCUCGCCAGGGUCCCAGCCAGUCCCUGUCCUUCCCAGAAAGCUACCAAACUCUCCCCAAGAGCACCCACCAGCCCUCGGGGAGCUCCUCGCCUCCGCCCCGCAACCUGCCCAGUGACUACAAGUAUGCCCAGGACCGAGCCAGCCACCUGAAGAUGUCGAGCGAGGAGCGCCGGGCACACCGGGAUGGCACCGUGUGGCAGCUUUAUGAGUGGCAGCAGCGCCAGCAGUUCCGCCACGGCAGCCCCACAGCACCCAUCUGUGCCGGCUCACCGGAGUUCGCUGACCAGGGUCGGAGCAGAAGCAUGCUGGAGGUGCCCCGCUCUAUCUCCGUCCCUCCUUCGCCCUCGGACAUCCCACCCCCGGGGCCACCCAAGGUCUUUCCGUCCCGGCGGCCACACACACCAGCGGAGAGGGUCACUGUGAAGCCGCCGGACCAGAGAAGGAGUGUGGACAUCUCACUCGGCAGUUCUCCCAGGAAGGCCCGGGGCCACGCCAGCAAGAACUCCUCUCACCUGGACCGCCGCUCCAUGCCCUCCAUGGGUUACAUGACCCACACUGUCAGCGCCCCAAGUUUGCAUGGCAAAUCGGCUGACGAUACCUACCUCCAGCUGAAGAAAGACCUGGAGUACCUGGAUCUAAAGAUGACAGGCCGGGACCUUGUCAAGGAUCGAAGUCUAAAGCCCGUGAAGAUCGCUGAGAGUGACACUGAUGUGAAGCUGAGUGUCUUCUGUGAACAAGACAGGAUCCUCCAGGACUUGGAAGACAAGAUCCGGGCUCUCAAGGAGAAUAAAGACCAGCUGGAGUCGGUGCUGGAGGUGUUACACCGGCAGAUGGAGCAGUACCGAGACCAGCCCCAGCACCUGGAGAAGAUCGCCUACCAGCAGAGGUUGCUUCAGGAGGACCUUGUCCACAUACGGGCUGAGCUCUCCCGGGAGUCCACGGAGAUGGAGAAUGCCUGGAACGAAUACCUGAAGCUGGAGCGCGACGUGGAGCAGCUGAAACAGGCCCUGCAGGAGCAGCACAGAAAAGCCUUCUUCUUCCAGGAGAAAUCGCAGAUCCAGAAAGAUCUGUGGAGGAUCGAAGAUGUCCUUGCAGGUCUGAGUGCAAAUAAAGAGAACUUCAGAAUCCUGGUGGAAUCGGUCAAAAAUCCGGAGAGGAAAACGGUGCCUUUGUUCCCUCACCCGCCUGUGCCUUCACUCUCGGCUGCACCUGUGGAGAGCAAGCCGACCCCGCAGCCCAGCCCUCCCUCCAGCCCCGUGCGGACCCCUCUGGAGGUGCGACUCUUCCCCCAGCUGCAAACCUACGUGCCCUACCGACCUCACCCGCCCCAGCUGAGGAAAGUGACGUCACCCUUGCAGUCACCCACCAAGACCAAGGCUGGCAAUGGCGUUGAAGACGAGGCACCUCCCAGGCCCCCGCUCCCCGAGCUGUACAGCCCUGAGGACCAGCCGCCAGCUGUGCCCCCGCUGCCCAGGGAGGCCACCAUCAUCCGGCAUACCUCCGUGCGGGGCCUCAAGCGGCAGUCGGACGAGAGGAAGCGAGACCGGGAGCUGGGCCAGUGUGUGAACGGGGACUCCAGGGUGGAGCUCCGGUCAUACGUUAGUGAGCCUGAGCUGGCAACCCUUGGCGGGGAUGUGGCCCAGUCCUCGCUGGGACUCGUGGGCCUAGACAACAGGUACCAGACACUGCCGGGCAGAGGACUCUCGGGGUCCACAUCACGGCUGCAGCAGUCAUCCACCAUCGCCCCCUACGUCACGCUCCGGAGGGGCCUCAACGCCGAAAGCAGCAAGGUACCCUCUCCUAGACCCAAGAGUGCCUUGGAGCGCCUGUACUCAGGGGACCAGCAGCGGGGCCGCAUGAGCGCCGAGGAGCAGCUGGAGCGCAUGAAGCGCCACCAGAAGGCCCUGGUCCGCGAGCGCAAGAAGACGUUGAGCCACGGAGAGCGGACUGGCCCUCCUGCGUCGCGCUACCUCAGCCCUCCACUCCCCGGGGACGUGGGCUCAUGGAAGCGUGAGCAGGAGUUUGACCUGCAGCUGCUGGACCGGGCCGUGCAAGGGGAGAGAAAGGACAAGGAGGAGGACGGCUGGCUGAAGGUGCAGGCCACGCCUGUGACCGAGCUGGACCUGGAACCUCAAGACUAUGACCUGGACAUCAGCAGAGAGCUGGCCAAACCGGAGAAGGUCUCCAUCCCGGAGCGCUAUGUAGAGCUGGACCCCGAAGAGCCCCCCAGCCUCGAGGAGCUGCAGGCUCGGUAUCGUAAAGCUGAGAAGAUCCGCAACAUCCUCACCCGGUCAAGUAUGUGCAACCUGCAGCCGCCAUCAGGCCAGGACCGGAGCAGUGUGGCCGACCUGGACUCGCAGCUGCAGGAGCAGGAGCGCAUCAUCAAUAUCUCCUAUGCGCUGGCCUCCGAGGCCUCUCAGCGCAGUAAGCAGGUGGCAGCCCAGGCAGCGGUGGACCCAUGACCUAACGUGUGGAAGAGAAGCCUGGCACAGGGGCCCAGAGGAACGAGCCUCCACAGAGAUCAACCUUCCCUGCCUCCAUGGAGAUCCCUUCCAGCUGGAGGAAGGAACAGCCUACCAACUAAUGGACAGUCUGCCUAGAGCUAGGGCCUCACACACACCCACUUGUUGUAGUUCAGACUCCUUUUCACCUAUGACAGAAGCACUUUGGAUACUGUAACAUACUGACACACUGUAUCUUAGAAUAUGUUUUCUAACAUUCAGCUCAAGGACUGAUUGGCAAGAUGAGGAUGCAGGAUUUUGUAGCUGAACAUAUAGAUUCAGGUACUAUUUGGGUGCGGGUGGGGGGAGAAGGGCAGGCCAAGUUCAUCAGACUCAGGUGGCCUUUGGACUUGAGUGUACUUCCAGUGGAGAGCGUCUCGGGGUCGUCGGUGUGCUGUCCGGGAGACGGGGAAGCUUGGCUGCAGAACGCAGGUGUCCCUGGCGCCACCCGAUGACCGGCUCUGGGUGAUGCCCACCAGGGUGGUGCCACGGCCUUUGGGUGUGGCUCAGGGCAGCAGUGUUUCCAAGAGCUUUGGGUUCCCCAUCCCUGAGAUGCCCUCGGAAAGACAGCCUCAGUUUGCUUUAGUUUUAAGACAUACGUUUUGAAGACCAGAAAAAGCAAAAAAGGGAGGGGUUAGGGGAAGCAACUUGGAUUGGAUCAUAGCAAUAAACUCCACACUAGGGGCAGUUGCCCAGAGCAGCCAGCCAGCCUGUGAUGGCGACUUUUGUUGCCACUCGCAACACCAGGUCAGCUUUCCUAGGCCUGGGGGCUGGUGGCAAGAGGGCAGGCGGUGUGCCCCUGCCUUCUUUGCUGGCCUGCCACCCACAGGGCCACAGUGCCAGGAUGUGACUUCCAGCCCGCAGGGAGCAGGAGGCCGCCAAGCCAGGAGCAGUGUCUGUGGUUCUUGGUUUAAGUCUUCUGGUGAUAUUCUGCAUACGGAGGAAAAACAAAAGCAACCAAACUGCAUUGGGUGGAGCCCCAUUUUACAUGAAAAUGUGUUUUUGACUAUGUUCAGAAAAAAAAAAUCUUGACUCUAUUUAGAAGUUGCUGUCUAUUUUUAACUAACUCCAUAUGCUGCCAGUAUCGACUUCAUGACAUUUGCCAAAAUAAAAUUUUAUUUUUGCCUUUAUAAGAUUUUGUUGGGAAAUGAAAUGAAUAUUUUAUAAGAAAAAUUAAUUUAAAUAACAAUGUAAAGGUUUGCAAAAAAAAAAAACCCACACGUGAUGUCCACAUUAAAAUAUUAACCUGG